AUGGCCGACGAGCCCCAGGACGCGUCGCCGGCGCUCGCGACCCCCGCCGCGGCUGAUGCCAGCGCCCCCGCACCUGCCCCCGCGGCGGCAACCGCAUCCCCGGUCCUCCGGCCCCGCCGGGAGUCGUUCGAGCACGGGCUCCUGCCGAUCCCCAAGCUGGUCUUCCCGGAGGGCACGCUCACGCAGACCCUAACGCAGCUCAAGGCCAAGCUCGCCGCGCCGGGGGCCGGGCGCGUGGGCGCCGCGGCGCUCGCGGAGGCGCUGCAGAUCCCCGCCGACCAGGCCGCGCUGGCGCUCGGGACGCUCGCCACGGUGCUCCCCGCCGCCGACGACCCCGCCGAGGGCUCCUACGAGGCCGACCUCCGCGACGUGCUCCUCUUCCUCUACAUCCAGUCCUACAAGCGCCUCGUGCCGCGCGCGCACAAGGACUCGCCAUCCGUCACCGACGUCUGGCCCUCCACCUCCGCCUUCGACGGGUACCUCUCCGCGCUCUCCCCGAUCCAGCUUGUACGCAGUAAUAGCCGUCGGUUUAUGCCUUCGCAAGCAGACGAAGAAGCCCAUCAGUUAUCUUAUUUACAGAAGCAUAUGGCCAACAUUUUAACUCUUUUGGCAGAUUCUGUUGAUGGAGAGGGUGAUGAAUCUAUGGUACUGACAAUGGAGACCUUUGAGCACCUUGGAUUUUUAUUGCAGUUCUCCGAAGGGACUCCUUUAAGCCAAGCAGCUCCAUUUUUUGCGAAUUCUGAUCCAGACAUGCCUGCUGCUCCUGUUCCGGCUACUCAGGUUCAUGAAUGGAUUCUGCAGAAUAUAGCUUCUUCCUUGGAAUAUACUGCAGAAAAAUCCACAACUAAGGAAAACAGCCAACAGAAUGUAUCUGAUCCUGAUGUGACAAUGGCUGAUGCUGGCACAAAUACAAGAAUUCAGAGCAGCACACCAACUGGUGCUUCGGUGCAAAACAGUCCUGGAUACUACCGAAAUACAUCUUUUGUGGAGGCUAUCUCCAAAACUUCUGUUGUCAAACAAGGAUCUGAUAUUAAGGGGCAUUCAAUAAAGGUUUUGAACUGCCAUGAUUCUGUUAUCUAUAUUCUAGCCCCUCUUAAAUAUGCUACCGUCUAUGGAUGCUCUGACACAACAGUUGUUCUUGGUGCUGUUGGUAAGGUGGUAAAAGUUGAGCAUUGUGAACGUGUGCAAAUAAUUGCGGCUUCUAAGAGAAUUUGUAUUGCCAAUUGUCGCGAAUGUAUCUUCUACUUGGGAGUAAAUCACCAACCACUUAUUGUUGGGGACAACCAUAAGUUACAAGUUGCUCCAUUUAAUACUUAUUAUCCACAACUGGGGGAGCAUUUGGCACAAGUUGGUGUGGACGCAAACAUCAACAAGUGGGACCAACCUUUUGUUCUGGGAGUUGUUGAUCCACAUGAUUCAUUAUCUCACCCUGCAGGGGUUUCUGAUGUCCAGGCCGAGUCUGCCACUCGUCUAGAUCCUGAUCUAUUCACAAACUUCUUGAUUCCCAGUUGGUUCGAGGCAGAAGGCCUUACCAAAUACAAUCCAUUUACAUUACCUGAAGUUUAUUGGGUAUCACAGAGGAAAAAGAAAGAUUCCCUGGAAGAUAUACAAAAGAAUAUCCGGGAACUGGAGCUUGAUGAUAACCGUAAAAAGGAAUUGGCAUGUGCCCUUCAUGCUCAAUUCAAGGACUGGCUAUAUGCUUCAGGAAAUAUCCGCCAGCUUUACUGUUUGCAAGGCGAAUAAGCAUAUAUAAUCUCCAUCCAAGUGCUUGCGCACACCUCCGAAGAUUGUGCAUCCUUUGCGUGGUCCCUGUCAAUUGUUCAACCAUGUGCCGCAGUGUCCACACUAACUUCUCGUCGACUGAGCUGAUUCAACCUGAUGUUCCAGCCUGUAGUGGUUGUCAAUGUAAAAGAAAUAAUGUACUGCCGAUUUUUGCCAAUUAAUUUUGAUCGGCCUUCCGUUUUGUUUGUUGUGGUUGGUGCGAAAAUCCAAAUGGGUGUGUGGUAGUUUCAUAUUUGUGUCGACUGACAUACGACAAUGAUUAGGGAUUCUUUAGCAAAAAAUAAACAUUUUUGCUCAUCAGCUUGGCUCUUUUCUAUUUGUAUACUGUAAAUGCUAUUGGUGUAUUUGGCAGUCGUACCCAGACGUGUUCAAUA
This is a messenger RNA of Lolium rigidum, 2156 nucleotides long. RefSeq names its product TBCC domain-containing protein 1-like. NCBI's taxonomy places the organism in Eukaryota, Viridiplantae, Streptophyta, Magnoliopsida, Poales, Poaceae. The coding region runs from base 1 to 1743 and encodes 580 amino acids. The record is from RefSeq and is a predicted model, not a curated record. The transcript is spliced from 9 exons.